AAUAUGGAUAAACCCUGUUAUUUCAUGCAGUUAUGCAUAUUGUUUGGGGCAAGAACUAUAACUCUAGUAAUGUUAAUUCAAGGGCAAUAACUCCACACUUCCUGGUGUUGGAGCGUGCGCGUUAAGCUCUUCCUUUUAUAUUCAACUGUUCCCUGAGUCGGUUACAAAAAAUCAACUAGAGAAAUAAUCAAGUUUUAUCGUAUUAAUCGGCGAGUUUUAUUACUUUAUACCGGCAUAUUAUUUCAAUAUCAUGCUGAGGGUAUGGAACCAAAGGGCAUCUAAGGCGAGAAGCCCAUACGCAGCCGUGCCAAAUGGAACAAAUACAGUUGCCUCGAGUAGUGUAUUGGCACGAGGUCGUCGCGGAAAUCGUCGAGGAGGUCAAGUGAGACAGCCCGUUGCAAACAUCUCCAAUAUUAAUGCUCCUCCGACACAAGCGACUCCUCCAACACCUGCGGCUCCGACGACACCAGCGACACAGGCGUCAACUGAAGCAGGCCAGGGAAUGUCACGGAGCGGGAUGAUUGGGAUGAUUCCUCACAACAUGCCGCCCAUAGUUAACCCCACCCCUGAUGCACCAAGUGCGUUGUCGUCACAUGUUCCCACCAACAUGAAUCAAGGAAUCGACAACAAACCACAGGACGGCAAACCUACAUGUAACUUGUUACAUAAAUUAUGGGAUAUUGGCAGCACUCCAAUCAAUACAUCUAACUUCGAUUCUUUACUGGUAAAUUACCCAAACAAAGAAAUAGCAACAGUUCUAUCAAAUGGGUUUAAAAAUGGGUUUUCACUUCAAUAUACAGGCAUUAGAAAAAAGGUUGAAUUUAAAAACAUGAUAUCUGCGGAGGAACAUGCUGUUGAGUUACAUGAAAAAAUAAAUAAAGAAAUAAAAUUGGGUAGAAUUUUAGGCCCCUUUCCCUGUCCACCUAUUUCAAAUUUGCGGUGUAAUCCUAUUGGUAUCCUCCCCAAAAAGCAAGGAGGGUGGCGUAUGAUUUCUAAUUUAUCACACCCAGUGGGUAAUAGUAUCAAUGAUCACAUUGAUCAGCAAUAUUGUUCAGUGUCGUACUCUACAUUUGAUCAAGCCUUGUCACUGAUUCAGGAGAUGGGGGAGGGUGCAUUAAUGGCCAAAAUGGACAUUUCAAGUGCUUUUAGAUUGUUGCCAGUCUGUCCUGAAGAUUUCUGCUUGCUAGGUUUCAAGUUUUUAAAUUCAUAUUAUGUGGACAAAUGCUUGCCAAUGGGUUGCUCAAUUUCAUGUUCAUUAUUUGAGAUGUUCUCUUCCUUCCUUCACUGGGAGCUGCAGCAAAGGUCAAAUUCAAGGGGGAUCAUUCAUUAUUUAGAUGAUUUUUUAUUUAUAGGUAGAGCAAACACAGCUGAUUGUACGAUGUUAAUGGCUCAUAUGAUAAAGUUAUCUGAAAUUUUAGGGAUCCCAUUAGCUCCAGAAAAAACAGAAGGUCCAUGUACAUCUAUUUGUUUCUUAGGAUUAGGCAUUGACACAGUUUCAAGAACUAUUUUCAUUCCAAAAAAUAAAGUUACUGAACUUUUGGAAAAAAUUAAUGAUGCUUUAAGUUGUAAAAAGGUCACCGUUAAAAAAUUACAGUCAUUAGCAGGGUCACUAGCAUUUGUGGUUAAAGCUUUGCCCUCAGGAAGAGCAUUUUGUCGUCGUGUAUAUGCGGCUUUAGCAGGAGGUAAAAAAUCUUUCCAUUUUAUAAGAAUUUCAAAAGAAAUCAGAUUGGAUUUAGAAAUGUGGGUAGAAUUUCUUACAAAGUUUAAUGGAUUAACCCCUUUUCCAUCUUUGACAUGGCAAGAUGAUGAGACACUCAAAUUUUAUACAGAUAGCUCAGGUUCAAAAGGUUGUGGGGUUAUAUUUGGCAGUCAGUGGUGUUAUUUGGCUUGGCCUUCACAUUGGUUUUAUGAGACAACAAAAGAUAUUACUUUUCUUGAGCUUGUGCCUAUUGUUUUGGGAGUUUUUAUUUGGGCAGAACAACUCUAUGCAAAAAAGUUAUUGUUGCAUAUUGACAAUCUCUCAUUAGUUCAUAUUAUUAAUCAAAAGUCUUCAAAAAAUAACUGGGUCAUGGUUUUGAUUCGAGCGUUGGUAUUGUAUACCCUUAGUUAUAAUAUCCAGGUUAGAGCUAUACAUGUUCCGGGAAAAAAUAACAAUAUAGCAGAUGCUAUUUCUCGCUUUCAGUGGUCAAGAUUCCGACAGUUGGCUCCUACAGCAGACAAUUUUCCAUGUCAAAUUCCUGCUCCAUUUUGGGAGAUUAUUCAUCAACUAUAGAUCAACUGUUAGAAGCCAGUAUAUCUGAAAACUCAAAUUCAGUUUGGAUCAUUGGCUCAUCUAUUAUUCAUUGGGCACAGAAAUAUGCAGAGACCACAAAUCAGUUAAACCUUGGAUUAAACCACUUUACCAUUAAUUGGAAUGGUAGAAGGGGAAUGGUUUGGGAGUACUUGU
Molecule: messenger RNA, 2446 nt
Organism: Magallana angulata
Lineage: Eukaryota; Metazoa; Mollusca; Bivalvia; Ostreida; Ostreidae
Exons: 3
Coding region: 251-2272 (673 amino acids)
Biological process (GO): DNA integration; DNA recombination
Molecular function (GO): DNA binding
Source: RefSeq, a predicted model, not a curated record